AUGGAUCACCAACUCGACCGCAAAAAUUACACCAUAGGUUGGAUAUGCGCCUUGCCCUUAGAGUUCGCAGCGGCUAUUGCCAUGCUAGAUGAACAACAUCUACCGCUACCGCAAGAUAAACUAGAUGACAAUGCAUACAAGUUUGGGCGGAUAGGCUCUUACAAUAUCAUUGUUGCCUGUCUCCCGUCCGGCGUUUAUGGUGUAACGUCUGCGGGUAACGUCGCUACUCAGAUGCAUCGAAGCUUCCCGGAUCUAGAAGCUGCUUUGAUGGUUGGAAUCGCUGGAGGAGCACCUGACCCACCACGAUGUGAUAUAAGGUUAGGCGAUGUGGUAGUGAGUGAACCGACCGCGGGGUUCGGGGGGGUCUUACAGUACGAUUUUGGGAAAACAGAGAAAGAGGGCCGAUUCGUGCAGACCGGAGUCCUUAAUAAACCUCCCAAAAUGUUCCUCACGGCGAUAGCUAAACUGAAGUCAGAUUAUCUGCUGCAUAGUAAUCAGUCUGGACUAUCCGGAGGAAAUUCUCAAAAUAACAACGUCAGCGAAAUCAUAGCGAAUGCCCUAAAGAAUGGAACUGUCCCUCAGACCUUUUCUCGCCCACCUAACACUGCGAAUGAUAGCGACAGGCUCUUCCAAGCAAGUUACGAACACCCGUCUAUGAACUCAUCUUGUGAUGAAUGCAAUCCUAGCAUGAUUGUUGGUAGGGAGUCUCGCCCACAUGACCAACCAUGUAUUCACUACGGCUUAAUCGCAUCUGGUAACCAGGUUAUGAAGCAUGGCAUCAGCAGAGACCGUUUGGCUCGGGAGAAAAACGUAUUGUGCUUUGAAAUGGAGGCUGCCGGAAUAAUGGACGAGUUACCCUCGUUAGUCAUUCGAGGCAUCUGUGAUUACUCCGACAGUCACAAGAACAAAGUCUGGCAACCUUAUGCUGCUUUAUCUGCUGCUGCUUUCGCGAAAGAGCUCUUGCUCCAGCUUCCUUCCAGAGUUAGCGGGAUGAGCCAACCGGAAAGAAUUGUUCUCAACUUGCCUAUCGCCGAAGGGGCAGCAUAUGGGAGCUAUGUGGAUCAACAUAAGCCAGAGUGUUUGGCUGGAACUCGAAUAGAUCUCCUCGAGACCAUUUCAAACUGGAUAGAAGAUCCGCAUUCACAAGGAAAGAGUAUAUUUUGGCUAGUUGGCAAAGCAGGGACAGGGAAGUCCACGAUUUCUAGAACAGUGGCCCAUAACUUGCACACAAGCAACCGACUUGCAGCCAGCUUUUUCUUCAACCGAGAAGAAGGAGACCGCCGAACUGGUACCCGUUUCUUUACCACGAUUGCUGCUCAAUUAGCAAAUCAUUAUUCCUCCCUAGGGUCGAGAAUUCAAAGAGCAAUUCAACUUAAUCCCGAUAUUUCCACAAAAGCGUUAAACGAACAGUUCGACAAAUUAGUUCUACAACCCCUUUCGGGAACUAGGCUCGCGGCCCAUAGGGCAAAGUUAGUUCUGGUAAUUGAUGCACUCGACGAGUGUGAGGAGAAGGAAAAUAUCAGAGUCAUUAUCUACCUACUUUCACAGCUAAAAGACAUAAACACCAUAGAUGUACGAGUGUUUUUAACCAGCAGGCCCGACUUGCCUAUCCUCUCUACAUUCAAAAAGUUAUCAGAUGAUACAUAUGAAGAUGUAUCGUUGCAUGAGGUGCCAAAGAUUGAGCACGAUAUUUCACUCUUCCUACGACACAAACUUUGCGAGAUACAAGAGCGGGAUGAACUGUGCCUUCCAGAAGAAUGGCCAGGUGAGGAGAACCUUGAGAAGCUUGUUAAAAGAGCCAUGCCACUAUUCAUCUACGCUGCCACAUUAUGUAGGUUUAUUGGAGACGAAUUAUGGGAUCCUGACGAGCAGAUUGAACAAGUUCUCAACUAUCAGACUAAUUGGGAGACUUCACAGCUACAAAUGACCUAUCUUCCUGUCCUGAACCAGCUGGUCGUCGGGCAAAACCCUACUCAAAAGAAAAAAUUAGUCGAUGAAUUUCGACAAAUAGUAGGCACAAUUGUUAAUCUUGCUAGCCCGAUGUCCGCUUCAUCUCUAGCACGCUUGUUGUCUCUCCCAGAAAGAGUCGUGAAUUGCAGGUUAAGGCCGUUACAAUCCGUUCUCGACAUACCUAACAACCCCGAUAAUCCGAUAAGAACAUUUCAUUUAUCUUUUCGCGAUUUCCUUCUUGAUCGAUCCCUCCAGGAAAAGAACCCAUUCUGGGUAGACGAAAGCGAAUCGCAUAGAUUAAUCGCUAUUGGAUGCAUCAACUUGAUGUCAAGUUCCACUGGACCUGGGCUAAGAAGGAAUAUUUGCAACCUACCCUCCCCUGGAAGCCUUAGGGCGGAUAUCAGGGGGGACGUGAUAGAAAAGUAUAUGCCACCGGAACUUCGAUAUGCUUGCCGCUACUGGGUAAGCCACCUGGUAAGGAGCGGCCGUCGCCUGAUUGAUAACGACCAAGCCCACAAAUUUCUUACGAAACAUCUACUACACUGGCUCGAAGCCAUGAGUCUUCUGGAUAUAAAAUUCGAAGUAUCCAAGGCUGUAGAUGACCUGAAGUCGAUCAUAGAUAUAACAAACGGCGCGGAGAUAUAUGCACUAGUCAAUGAUAUGAAAAGAUUCCUGCUUAAAAACCAAGACAUCAUCCACAAAGCACCUCUACAAAUAUAUACUUCAGCUCUUAUCUUUGCGCCUACAACAAGCAUAAUCAGGAAGAUUUUUGAUCCAAAAACCACAGUCCACUGUGUGACCCAGCUGCCUCGCGUCCGAGAUAAAUGGAGUGCACUACUGCAAACAUUGGAAGGACAUAAAUCUCUCGUCAAAUGUGUCGCAUUCUCGCCCAACGGCAAGUUACUCGCGUCUGGAUCAUAUGACAACCUCCUCAAUUUAUGGGAUAUUACGGGAGGAUUAUUACAGACGUUACAUGGGCAUAAAGGUAGGGUCAAUAGUGUCGCGUUCUCACCUAACAGCAAAAUACUCGCGUCUGCAUCUGAUGAUAUGACGAGCAAAUUGUGGGACAUUAGUACGGGAGCACAAUUACAGAAGUUAGGACAUGGAGGUAGGGUCAUUGAUGUUGCAUUCUCACCAAGUAAUGGCGAGAUACUCGCAUCUACAUCAAAUGAUGAGACAAUUAGGUUGUGGAACACUACUACAGGAACCGUACUACAGAUUUUAGAAUGGCGUAAACCAGCCUCCAUCCAACGUGUCGAAUUCUCACCAAAUAAUGGCGAGAUACUUGCAUCUGCAUCAUACGAUGGGGAGAUCAAAUUGUGGAAUACUAUCACAGGAGCACCGUUGCAAACGUUCAAAGGACAUGAAUAUCCCGUCCAUAGUCUCACACUCUCAUCAGACAACGGCGAGGUACUCGCGUCUGCAUCGCGCGAGAGGACAAUCAAAUUCUGGGAUAUAAAUACGGGAACACUAUCACGGACGUUGAAAGGAUGUGAAUAUAACGACACUUGUGUCACACUCUCGUCCAAUGCCAGGAUAAUCGCGUGUGGAUCAAUAAAUGGGACAAUCAAGUUAUGGGAUAUCAUCACGGAAACACCAUUACAGACGUUGAAAGGGCAUACAACUAGCGUCAAUAGCAUCAGCUUUUCGCCCGACAAUAAGUUACUGGCGUCGGCAUCAAGUGAUUACAGCGUCAAACUAUGGGACGUUGCGGACUGUGAGAACAAAGUUGCGGAAUUACUACUGCAGACACCAGAAAAACAUGGCCUCGGUGUUAACAGUGUCGCAUUCUCGCCCGACGGCAAGGUACUCGUGUCGGCAUCGAGCGAUGGGACAAUCAAACUAUGGAGUGCUACAGGUGUACUAUUACAGACACUAAAGGAGCAUGAAGACUCUGUUACAAUUGUCGAAUUCUCACCCGACGGAAGGAUUUUUGCGUCCGCAUCAAGAGAUAAUACGAUCAAAUUUUGGGAUACUACAGGAAUACUACUACAGACACUGACUGAAAAUGAUUGGGUUACGGCUAUCAAAUUCUCGCCCGACGGCCAAAAACUCGCGUCCAUAACGUGCUAUCAAUUCCUGAUCAAAUUAUGGGACACUAGCGCUACUGCAAAAUUUUUAUGGACCUCGAACAUACAUGAAACCUGGAUUAGAGAUUACACGUUCUCACCCGAUGGCAAAAUACUCGCGUCCGCAGCAGAUGAUGAAACGAUUGGUCUCUGGGAUACGAGUACAGGACAAGUCCUCCGGACAAUCCAUGUACCCGGAAGUAAUGAUCUAAUAUUUAGAGGGAUUGAAUUUUCGCCCGAUAGCAAAGUAAUCGCUUCAAGAUUGGGAGGUGGGGCGCGCGCGACAGUCCAGCUAUGGAACACAGCUACAGGAGUGUUAUUGCAAACGCUAGGUAUAGGAACAAGUAAAGAUUGGGUCCAUGAUUUGGCUUUCUCGCCCAACCGCCAAGGCGAUCGAUACAUCGAUACCGAUAUCAAAUCUUUAUACCGAACAGUUUUCUCUUUAGGAGGUGUUGAAAAUCCUAAUAAUCCUGAGUUUCAGCCUGCUGGGCCAGUAACUCCUCAUGGUGAAUGGCUGGCCCGAAAUGGAGAAAAGCUUAUAUGGCUUCCACAUGAUUACAGAUCCCAGUGUUCAGCGGUACAUGGUAGCACGAUUGUUUUAGGUCACUAUUCCGGUGGUGUUUCAUUUUUCACAUUUAGAACUUGA
This is a messenger RNA of Orbilia oligospora ATCC 24927, 4665 nucleotides long. RefSeq lists its product as uncharacterized. Lineage: Eukaryota; Fungi; Ascomycota; Orbiliomycetes; Orbiliales; Orbiliaceae. The record is from RefSeq and is a predicted model, not a curated record. Gene Ontology annotation, molecular function: catalytic activity; protein binding. Gene Ontology annotation, biological process: nucleoside metabolic process. The transcript has 3 exons. Bases 1 to 4665 code for a protein of 1554 amino acids.